CCCCCCCGGGAGUGAACCAGGCAGAGCCCUGGUCAGAGCAGUGCAGGCUGCAGAUGACGCCACCUGGACCGACAGUGCCCUCGAGUUCAUGCUGGAAUGUGUGCGGACCUGUACAAGUACACAGAGCGUGGUAUGAGCCAGCCGGCACGCCCUGGAGGCUGUCUGAACCCCGAAGGGUUGGACCUCAAGGUUCGUCACUUGAACGACGUACUCUGCAAUGUGUGUCACGUUACCCCUUUCUCAGCAAAAGGAACUUUACACAUGGGAUUAAGUUAAAGAUCCUGAGAUGGAGAGAUUAUCCUGGGUGAUCCAGUGGGCCCAAUGUUAUCGUAAGUUUCCUAUAAGAUAGACGCUGAAGGUUCAGAGUCAGAGAAGCAGACAUUCUGACGGAAGCCGAGGGUGGAGUGGUGGGGGUCUCAUGCCGGUGGCACAAGGCAAGGAAGUGGAGUCUGCCUUGGAGCUUCCGAAGGCAUGAAGCCCUGCUGACGCCUUGACUUUGGCCCAGCAAACCUAAUUUCGGAUUUCCAACCUCUAGAACCGUAAGACUGGAGUAUGUCCCCACUCCUCCGUGUGACCCGAAGGGGAGCGUCCAGGUUGAAAAAGCUUUGAACUGAGCAGGAUGUAAACCUUGGUCACAGCUGGACCAGAAAUUGCCCCCCAAGAGGACCAGUGCUGUGACCAUGGUGGGCAGUUGCUUCCCUCAGGGCAGGGCUGGAGCUGUGGAUCCAUGGGGCUGAGAGGCAAGGGCGACCUGGGAUCCAGCCCGGUGGGCCCUGCCAUGGGCCCUGCCCUCAGCAGGUGAGGGGACGAGGUGCCACCAAGCUCCCCUUGCCGUUUUGCUUUUGGUUCACUCUCUUUUUCAGCAGGUUCUUCCCCUUUCCCAAUAACUUUGCAACCCAAAAUGAAGAAGUGGCAGAGGAAGGAAGCAAAUAACAAAAUACAGAUGGGAAGUGACCGUAUCGAGGCCGGGAGCUCCUAGGCCAGAUGUCAGAAGAUAAGGAUCUGGACAUUCCGGGGCUGGGGAGAUUGGACCGCCAGUCUGCUUGUAGCUCCGCCCCCUCUCUGCCUCAGGGCUUCAAACUAGGAAGUAUCUAGGAGAUGAAAAAGGAAGUAGGUGAGAGACAGAAACACAUAGGAAACUUGAGCAAGUAGAAAGUGGACACCGCAGUCUCUGUCGCAAACACCUGGAUUACAGCGGGGACCUGGAUUUGCUGGGGACGCCAGCCAGAGAGACAGGACCAUGUGGCUGUCCCCAGUUCUGCUCCUUCUCUGCCUCUCAGGCUCUUUGUCCCUGACGGGCCCCAGCUCUGUGACGGGCACCUUGGGUGGCUCUCUGAGUGUGCAGUGUCAGUAUGAGGAGGUAUACCAGAGGUAUAGCAAAUACUGGUGCCGAGGACAGUAUGGCGCAACAUGUGAGAAGAUCGUGGAGACCAAGGGAGAAGAGAAAGAAGAGAGGAGUGGGCGUGUGUCCAUCAGAGACCACGCUGAUAACCUCACCUUUAUAGUGACCAUGGAGAACCUCACUGCAGACGAUGCUGGAUCCUACUGGUGUAGAAUUCAGACACUAUGGCUCCUGGAUGUGUGGUCACGUGACCCUUCAUUCCACGUUAACGUGUUUGUUUCCACAGGCUCUUUGUCCCUGAUGGGCCCCAGCUCUGUGACAGGCACCUUGGGUGGUUCUCUGUGUGUGCAGUGUCGGUACGAGGAGGUAUACCAGAGGUAUAACAAAUACUGGUGCCGAGGACAGUAUGACACAACAUGUGAGAAGAUUGUGGAGACCAAGGGAGAAGAGAAAGAAGAAAGGAGUGGGCGUGUGUCCAUCAGAGACCACGCUGAUCACCUCACCUUUAUAGUGACCAUGGAGAACCUCACUGCAGACGAUGCUGGAUCCUACUGGUGCAGAAUUCAGACAGUAUGGCUCCUGGAUGUGUGGUCACAUGACCCUUCAUUCCACGUUAACGUGUUUGUUUCCACAGCACCAAGUAAAACCACAGGGAGGACCACAUGUCAGGCUGUACCUGCUGCCUUUCCGGGGCUGAACACCAAGCAGAACCUCAGCACGGAGGAGCUGUUGACCUGCUGCUCAGGGUCCUUGCUUAGCAGUGUCCACUUCCUGCUCCUGGUCUUCUUGAAGCUUCCCCUGUUCCUGACAUUGGUUGGUGCUGUCCUCUGGGUGAACAGGCCUCUGAGGGGCUGUGGAGGAAUAAAGCCGAAGGAAGAUAAUCCACAAUGUAGUGCACCGUCCCCAGGAAGGCCCUGUCCAGGAACGUAGCCCCUUGGACUGGACAAGAGAGAUGUUCAAACUCCAGACUCCUGGGCAGGGGGAGCUGCUGUGCCUGGAUCCUGGAGGGACCCAGGUCUUCUUGGGGGUAGGGGUCCUGUGUCUCGAGGGAGAAUCCUGGUUCUCAGAGGACAUUUGCUCCAAAUCCUCAGGUGCAGGAAGAAUGAGUCUCCCGGGCUCAUGCUCGAGGGUCCUCCGUUCUCCACCCCCGAUCCGCUAGCUCCUUGCCCUCAUGCCUACCUCCCAAGGGCAAGAAUUUCUUGCCACAAAAGCUUCUGGGUUCAGUGUUCCCCCAGGGCAAUAACCACCUCCUUCCUGCAGCCAGGAGGCUCCCUGGGAUGGCAUGUUGCCACAGCCACCAUGGGGCACACCAGUCCUGGGAAGGACUCAGGUGGUUUUGAGUGCAUGUCAAUGUGCAGGGAGGAACACAGUCUGUCACAAGCACGCGUCUCCAGCUCCACUCAGCUCCUUGCAUCUAGACCAGCCCUCUCGUCUCCGCCACGCAAAGCCAGUGAUGCCAGUUUCCAGAAAACACUCGAGUUCCUCAGUGCUGCAUUUACAGGCAGAGAGGCCAUGCUUAGAACCUGAGCUCCGGUGUGGCUUCUGUUAGGGGAGGACACCUCGUGACACCUUCCAGGAGAGCUGGCACUGGUCCAGGACUCCAACCAAGGAGAAAUUCAGCCAAAGAGGCACAUACGGGCCAUGUGAUAAAACACACACAAGGCGAUGUAGGAAACACAACGCUGGGCAAGAGAGAAGCUUGUGAUGUACUUUAUUCUUUCUCAAACUCAUUUUUAAGUACUCUAGUUUUGUCACCUUGCCGUGUAAAUGUUAGAGGAAGCCUGUCUUUCUCUACCAAGACAGUCUUGCUGGGAUUUUGAUAGGAAUCGUGUUAAACUUACAGAUUGAUAUUGGGAGAACUGACAUCUCUCCUGUGUUGAUAAUGUGGUACCUCUCGCAAUUUGUUUAAAUAGUUCUUGUCAUCGGUCAUCAGAGUCUUGUAAAUUUCAGUACAUGGAUGCUGCAUAUAUUCCGUUAGAUCUGCAGCCCGUGUUUCUUCUUCUUGUCCAGCAGCUGGGACUAGCACCGUGUGUUUCAAUUCAGUUUCUACAGGCUCGUUGCUAGUAUAGAAAUAGGACUCUGUGUGUGUGUGUGUGUGCGUACAUGUAUGUGUGUAUGUUUGUGUGUGUAUAUGUGUAUGUGUGUCUGUAUUGAUCUUUUCUCCUGUAGCUCAUUAAACUCAUUUUUAAAUUCUA
Molecule: messenger RNA, 3537 nt
Organism: Mustela lutreola (European mink)
Lineage: Eukaryota; Metazoa; Chordata; Mammalia; Carnivora; Mustelidae
Gene: CD300E
Product: CD300e molecule
Exons: 7
Coding region: 1241-2272 (343 amino acids)
Cellular component (GO): plasma membrane
Molecular function (GO): transmembrane signaling receptor activity
Source: RefSeq, a predicted model, not a curated record